UUAGUCGCAGUCUGGCCCAGUCUCGGUUACUCGUGACGCCAGUACGGGACCAGCGAGCCCGCCUCUCCUCGCCUGGCACAUUAACCUGGAGACGAGGAGGACGAGGAAAUCAAAGAGGCGGCAGAAGACCAUUAUAUACGUCACUGGUGUCUCUUCCUUACCCGGCUCGCCAGUUAAGCUUCAGGCAAGAGAAGCGAGCACAGACCAGCUGUGGCAAGGCGUGUGGCGGGAUGGAGGGGCGACUCCCUCCUCCAGAAGAGAUGGAAUGGGACGAGGAAGGCUUCCCUGUGUCGACGCUGGCGAGGGUGGGGGAGGCGUGCCGCACACAGCCUGACGAGGAGAGCGGAGAGUGGGUGCAGCAGCAGGUGUUCGUCCUUAGGCAUCACUCUAGGGAUCCCUCACCCCAGCCCGGUGCUCAGCCGCGCCUCGUGCAGGAAGUAGUUCACAUUCAUUGGCCACUGGUCGAGCGGGGACAGAUUCUCCGAGGGUACACGCACAGAAUGCUUUCACGCUUCAGCGAGGACUUGGCGCGAACCCAAGGGAACACACACUCGCGGCGGCAGCCUCGCGCCGCAGCCCACCACGGUGACCUUGAGGUCCUCAAGUCACGGCCAAUGUUCCAGAUUCCACCAGAGAUUUACCAAGAACUGCCUCAGAAAGGGGCGGGCAGGGGCGGCACCAGGAUCUGCACCAUAACCAUAUGGAAGGAGUUCAUCUACGCCCCGUCCGUGCUGAUGCUGGAGCAGCAGCACUUCACGGACCGCGGGCUGCACGGUCUCAAGCCCGUCACGUGCCGCCUCAGUAAGUUCGUGAACCGAAAAGUCGUCGACUGGUCUUUGUACGUGUUCUUCUUUGGCGUGUAUUUCCUCUACUGCUGCAUCUUUAGUGACGUCCUCGAGCUGGGCCUCUACCUCCUCUUCGGGAGUCACCUGUCCUUCCACCAGCUGGCCAACAGCUCCAACAUUGACGUGGCGUUUAAAGGAAGCUUCUUCGAGGGGCCCGCCUACGCCCUCAUCAGGAUGUGCUGCCAACACUGCACACAGCGGGAGAAUGCGAAGGUGAUGUGGCGCCACAUGGCCAAGAUGAAGAAGGACAUUAUGAACGCUAAAGUUGCAUAGUGUGUGUGUGUGUGUGUGUGUGUGUGUGUGUGUGUGUGUGUGUGUGUGUGUGUGUGUGUGUGUGUGUGUGUACAUAUGCAUGUAUUUAUAUAUAUUCAAGAGCGUCUAUAUUGGAUGAAAUAUGCCCUCGGGCAUCAUUUCAAUUUAACACGAAAGUCAUAAUAUCACAAAAUUUUGUGUGAAUCUCCAAAUGCAAAGAGCAUCACACUGUCUCUUCAUCACUUCAACCUCAUUCCAUUACACACACACACACACACACACACACACACACACACACACACACACACACACACACACACACACACACACACAC
Messenger RNA from Scylla paramamosain (green mud crab), 1431 nucleotides. RefSeq lists its product as uncharacterized. Bases 231 to 1118 code for a protein of 295 amino acids. The transcript has 2 exons. Lineage: Eukaryota; Metazoa; Arthropoda; Malacostraca; Decapoda; Portunidae. The record is from RefSeq and is a predicted model, not a curated record.